AUGGCGGGCCUCACAUCCCUAGUCAGUGCGUUGCUACUGGGUGCCCAUGUCGCUUACGGUCUCCCCUCAGACGCAACUACUCAGGCCUGCAAUGAGAUAGCCAACUCUCUACCCGGCAAAACCCUGAGUCCAGGGCUUCUCUCAGUGGAAUACCAAUAUGAGACACAACAGUACUGGGCUACUAAUCUUUGGGAAGUCAAACCAGCAUGUAUUGUACAACCAAGCUCUGCUCAGGAUGUUUCUAUUGUCAUCAAAAUCUUGAACAAGUACCCGACAGUCCGCUUUGCUACUCGCAGUGGUGGUCAUGACCCUAACAAAGAUCACUCUACUGUCCAAGAUGGUGUCCUCAUCACAAUGACCGACUUGACUGGAGCAAGCUACGACGCCCAGGAGGAUGUAGCCUAUGUCCGUCCCGGAGGAGAGUGGAAUGACGUGAUAGGUGAUCUCGAACAAAGCGGGGUAGCUAUUGCUGGUGGAAGACUUGGUAUGGUCAUAUACGCGCCUUGGCAAGAUAUUCGCUUACUCAGUCUAGGACUUGUUGGUGUUGGCGGGCUGUUGUUAGGGGGAGGUCUCUCCUUUCUCAGUGCCCAAGAAGGCCUUGCUGCCGAUAACAUUAUUGAAUGGGAGACCGUCAUGGCUAAUGGCUCUAUCGUAAAUGUGAAUGCCGCAAGACAUCCAGACCUUGCGCAGGCCAUGCGUGGUAGCAGCAACCAAUUCGGCAUUGUUACACAAUUCAAAGCCAGAGUUCACCGCAUAGACGAUGUAUGGGGCGGAUCCUGUGCAUACGACGAGACCAAGGCAGACGAGCUCUAUGCUGCGCUACAUGAAUUCGUUGGUCAUGGUGCCGAAGAUCCCAAGGCUGCCAUCAUCUUUACGGAUCUGGUACUUGGCGUUGGCACAAGGUCAAAGCUCAUAUACUAUUUUUAUGACGGCCCUACGCCGCCUACGUCCGGUCCUUUCGCCCAGUUCUUCAACAUCCUCAAUCUGGCUUGUCUACCGAAGAGGCAGAAGUACUCUCAGCUGCUAAGGGCCAAUGGUGAACCGCUUCGCCUCUUGAAUUCUCGUUCUUUCUUCCGCACUGCAACCAUCCCAUACAUCGCCUCUCGUCCACAAAUGUACAAGGAGAUCAGUGAAAAGCUCGCCCAAACCGCUGCCCUCUUUCUGAAUACACCUCCUGUCGUCCGUAGUAUUCAGUUUAGCGUUGACUUCCAGCCUCUUCCGUCUGUAAUUGGCAAGAAAUCAGCGGCCAAAGGCGGCAACGCUAUGGGUCUCGGUGCUUCUGAUCCUGAUCGCAUAGUUCUUAUCUACCAAGCAGCCUGGAACUUGCCAUCAGACGACGAAACUGCUUUUAAUAUUGCCAGAGAGGUUACAAGUUGGCUAGACGAGGUCGUGCCACAGUGGAUGGCAGAAGCAGGCAUGCCCCUGGAUACGUACCUGCCGCUCUUCUUGAACGAUGCUAUGUUUGACCAGCCUGUUCUACAAAGCUAUCGGGACUAUAACAAGUUCAAGGCAUUGCAGAGGAGUGUCGACCCUGAUGGCUUGUUCAGCACAAGGACUGGUGGAUUCAAGUUCUGA
Bipolaris oryzae ATCC 44560 is the source of this 1575-nucleotide messenger RNA. RefSeq lists its product as uncharacterized. Gene Ontology annotation, molecular function: FAD binding. Bases 1 to 1575 code for a protein of 524 amino acids. Lineage: Eukaryota; Fungi; Ascomycota; Dothideomycetes; Pleosporales; Pleosporaceae. The transcript has 4 exons. The record is from RefSeq and is a predicted model, not a curated record.